AUCGCAACUUGCGAGGCGAUCAGGUGAAGGAGAGAUGUGGCAUAUAAGACUGGUCUCGUGGGGGCAUCUCUUCCUCCAAUCCUCCUCCCGCUUCCGCCGCGGGCCAUGACGUCGUCGUCGUCGCACCACCCGGACUCCUCCUCGCCCUCCUCCACCCCGCGAAACGGAGCCGGCGCCGGCGGCAACAGCCACCACCCGCCCCCUCUCCCACCGGCCCCGGCUGCUCCUCGUCACGCGCAGGCGCACAGGGGCCCGCAGGUGCGCCUCAUGUGCAGCUUCGGAGGCCGCAUCCUGCCGCGCCCGGGGGACCGCCAACUGCGCUACGUCGGCGGUGAGACCCGCAUCGUCGCCGUCCCGCGCGCCGCUGCCUCCUACGCGGCCCUCGUCGCCGCGCUCGCCAAGGUGGCGCCCGCGCUAUCCACGCCGGGGGCGCCCAGGCCCACGCUCAAGUACCAGCUGCCCCAGGACGACCUCGACUCGCUCAUCUCCGUCACCUCCGACGACGACGUCGACCACCUCAUGGACGAGUUCGACCGCCUCCACGAGCUCGCCUCCAACGUCGCCAAGCCGCCGCGCCUCCGCGUCUUCCUCUUCGCGCCCGCGUCGGACCACACCUCCGCCGCGGGAGCCUUCGGCCCCGGCCUCUCCGGAACCGGCGGCGAGGCCGCCACUGACCAGUGGUUCGUCGACGCGCUCAACGCCCCCGCGCCGCACCCCAUCGAGCGCGGCCAAUCCGAGGCCUCCUCGAUCAUCUCCGAGGUGCCCGACUACCUCUUCGGCCUCGACGCCGCCUCCGACGAGCCCAGCCCCGGCCCCGCGGCCGCCCGCAACAAGUCCGACACGGAGAUGCAGCACCACGGCGAGGACGACGCGCCGGCUCCCGCGCCGGGCGUGCACCAGGCGCCGUACGCCGCGGAGGGAUCGUCGUGGCCAGCCCCGCCCCUGCCGUACAAGGCGCAGCCCGUGUACUACCUCUCCGUGCCGCCGGUCCACUACCUCGACCCGGCUGCGCAGGGCGGCUACAUGCCUCGGCCGGUCUACCACAUUAUCGGUGGCGGAGGAAGCGAGGCGCCCGGCAGAGAUCCCCACGUAACCGGCGGCAACGUCUACGGCGUCCCGCGCCCCAUGCAGCCGUUCCCGCAGAUGAUGUACGCGCCACCGCUCGCGGUCUUCUACACAGCGGAGGGGAAGCCGCCGCCCGAAAGUGGGGGCAACUCGUCGUAGGUGUGCCUGCCUGGAGCUGCAGCUAAGCUGUUGAUCCAGAUGAUUGCGUAUGAUGCCUAAGCCAAGGAAUUUUGCAUUGCUGCGUGCUUUGUUAAUUUUUUAUCGUUUCGUCUUGUUCUAGUGGGUUGGUGUAUAGACAAGGGAGGGUGGAUGAUGGAUGUAUAUUGCAAUUUUCGUCGAGUGAAAUAUGUUCUUCAAAUAUAGUUAUUGGAGUAUACUAUUCUGUGUGAUUAGUAGCAAGUUAAUCUAGUGUGGAUUCAUAUAUUCUAGGUGGGUCUGGAAGCCAAAUUUUGUGCAUUUUGUUGCAUAAACUGGAUGUUGGAUGAAUGGUGCAAGAAUUAUGUGCUGUAAAAUGUUUGCUU
Molecule: messenger RNA, 1586 nt
Organism: Phragmites australis (common reed)
Lineage: Eukaryota; Viridiplantae; Streptophyta; Magnoliopsida; Poales; Poaceae
Exons: 1
Coding region: 106-1224 (372 amino acids)
Molecular function (GO): protein binding
Source: RefSeq, a predicted model, not a curated record